AUGUACUUGGUCUACGGCGCGAUGAUUGUCGUUAUUGCUGAUAAUGAGAAGAAGGCUAUUCAUAUCCGUUCCGAAACGAAUACCGCAUCGCCAAAAAAAGACCACAACGAAAAGGCCAGAAAUCAAGGGCCCGCACUGCAAGGAAUCAGUGUCCGUUCCAUCUCAAGUGCUCGUGUCAGAGACUCUACUGACCCAUCUGUAGGUGCAAUCAUCGAGGCGAGAUUAGCAGAAGAAUUCAAGACCCAAAUGCUACUAUUCCAUAGCAUUGCUCAAGCCAGGCUCUCAGCAGAUCUCAUCUACCAGGGAAUCCAGCAACUUCUUCGACUUGAGCCACAGAAUCCCACCCCACCAAAAUCCGCGGCCGGCGACAAGAUUGCUCAGAAAACCAAAGCAAUGCGCGUUGUCGGAUCAUGGGCUUUGAAACGAUACCACAGUCCUGGGGUCACGACCAACAUCUCACAAGAGAAUAAGAGCGUUUCACAGUUGGAUUUGCCAUUUAGGGUUGGGAGGGCGUCAAAUUCUGAUGAUCAUGAGAUGGAAAUGUAG
Bacidia gigantensis is the source of this 546-nucleotide messenger RNA. RefSeq lists its product as uncharacterized. NCBI's taxonomy places the organism in Eukaryota, Fungi, Ascomycota, Lecanoromycetes, Lecanorales, Ramalinaceae. The record is from RefSeq and is a predicted model, not a curated record. The transcript is spliced from 2 exons. The coding region runs from base 1 to 546 and encodes 181 amino acids.